This is a messenger RNA of Microthlaspi erraticum, 489 nucleotides long. The record is from the annotation of a GenBank genome assembly. Lineage: Eukaryota; Viridiplantae; Streptophyta; Magnoliopsida; Brassicales; Brassicaceae.
AUGAGUGAUUCGGAGACAAUCAAAGUGAAUUUGUACCAAGGGGGUUUGGUAGAGUAUAAAGAUAAAACUUUCACCUAUAAUGGAGGAUCCGUGAAAGAGGGGAUAGUUAUUGAUCUAGAUUUUAUGACUUGGUCCAUGUUUGAUGCAUUUUGUGAGGACAACAAACUUGGUGGAGGUUUGGUGGAACACACAUGGUACAAACUUCCGCAGGAGGAUAUAGGUUUGGUAAGGCCAAUUUUUGAGCGCACCUCAGAUGAAGAGAUCCAUAAAAUGUGUAUGCUAGCUAAGACAGUAGGUGGAGUUAAUAUUUUCAUUGAGAAAUCUGUAUUGGCUAGUGGUGAGAAUGAAGGAGCUAAAGACGAAGGCGAAGAGUGUGAUGAUAAUGCUCCCGAGAAUGCAGAUGGGAAUCAAGCAGAAGGAGAAGAAGUUGUAGAAGACGGAAAAUAUGAUAUUCGAUUUCAGGCAUUUAGAGAUGAGCUCGGAAAAUAA